This is a messenger RNA of Lingula anatina, 613 nucleotides long. Its product is annotated as chymotrypsin-like protease CTRL-1. Gene Ontology annotation, molecular function: serine-type endopeptidase activity. Gene Ontology annotation, biological process: proteolysis. NCBI's taxonomy places the organism in Eukaryota, Metazoa, Brachiopoda, Lingulata, Lingulida, Lingulidae. The record is from RefSeq and is a predicted model, not a curated record.
GGAGUCAACCUUCACCUCGUGCGCAAAGGUGUUGUCUCUCCGAAAUCUUUAAUUAUCUCCAACGCGACUUGCUACUGACACGUCGGCAGUUUCGGCUGCCAUGUGCCCGCGUUGCCGGGGAGGCUCCAAUGUCACAUUGAUUGUACCUUAUCUUCGACCAUAUAACUCGGUACCUCUAUACAAGCACACAGAUUAGACGGCUGGCUGACGGUCUGUCAAGAUACCAUCCACUCACCAGAUGUCGCCUACUCUCGCCGCGACGUUGUUGCUUGCAGCGUGCAUUUCAACAGUUAAGCCAGACGACAAGCCCAAAUACAAAUGUGGCAACCCUAUCAUUUCACCUUUAUUACGGGAUGCCGAAGAUGAAGAAGCACCAAAUCUCCGCAUCGUUAUGGGGACUAACGCCAGGAGAGGCAGCUGGCCUUGGCAGGCUCUGCUCCGGUUUCGUUUAUCUCUGGACCCCACGCGGCCAGUGCUGACUUCUUCGGUGGCGUUGUGUGGUGGAACCCUAGUAAACAAGGACUGGAUUGUUACAGCAGCUCACUGCUUUGAUGAUCUACCCGGGGUAGAUAUAAACUUCAGAGAGGAAAGACGGUGGUAUGUGCAGCUUGGA